UGUGCGCAUGCGCAGCAGCGGUCUGGAAGUUGCAGCUCAUUCCUCCACAGAGUGACUCUUCUGAGCUGUUUGUGAGCUGUCACCGCGUCCCUUCGCCCUGAGCCUGAAAGUCGAACAGAAUCCUGUCAGAAACAGAACAGGGAAGGCAAAGCCAUGUUCAGAGUCCUUGGUCAUCAUGGUAAAAGGAAGUCCAGCUGCUUCACGGGUCAGCGGCGCUAUGAACACUACAGAGCUGUUAUCGCCAUCCGACGGGAAGACGUCAACCCCUGGGAAAGAAGGGCACCGCUGGCCCCACGCCACGUCAAAGAGCUUACCAACGAUGGCGUCAAAGUCCUGGUUCAGCCGUCCAACCGCAGAGCCAUCCAUGAGAAAUACUACAUGAAGGCAGGUGCUAUUGUUCAGGAGGAUAUCUCAGAGGCUUCACUGAUACUUGGAGUGAAGAGGCUGCCGGAGGAGAAGGUCAUCCCCAGGAAGACGUAUGCUUUUUUUUCUCACACCAUCAAAGCUCAGGAGGCCAACAUGGGGCUCCUCGAAGACCUGCUGAAAAAGGAGGUUCGGCUCAUCGACUACGAGAAGAUGGUCGAUGCCAACGGAUACCGGAUUGUAGCCUUUGGUCAGUGGGCUGGUGUUGCAGGAAUGAUCAAUAGUCUGCAUGGACUGGGGCUUCGCUUCUUGGCUCUUGGCCAUCACACUCCCUUCAUGCACAUCGGCAUGGCUCAUAACUACAGGAACGUCAGCCAGGCCAUCCAGGCCGUGAGGGACUGUGGGUAUGAGAUUUCCAUGGGCCUCAUGCCCAAAUCCAUCGGCCCCGUCACAUUUUGCUUUACAGGAACGGGAAAUGUCUCCAAGGGAGCCCAAGACAUCAUCAACGAGCUUCCUGUUGAGUACGUGGAACCGCUUGAGCUGAAGGACGUCUCUGAAGCAGGAGAUAUGACCAAGGUGUACGCCACCGUCCUGAGCCGACACCACCACCUGGUGAGGAAGAGUGAUGGCAUCUAUGACCCCAUGGAGUACGAAAACCACCCGGAGCUGUACACGUCACACUUCAGGACCAGCGUGGCCCCUUACACAAACUGCCUGAUAAACGGUAUUUACUGGGACCCCCACACACCCCGACUCCUCAGACGACACGAUGCCCAGCGGCUCAUGAGGCCACACAAAACCUGCCAUGCAGCCAACGAGGGAUCGCCUGCGCUGCCUCACAAGCUGCUGGCCAUCUGUGACAUAUCUGCUGACACCGGAGGCUCUAUAGAGUUCAUGAAUGAGUGCACCACCAUCGACAAGCCUUUCUGCAUGUACGACGCUGACCAGCACAUCGAUCACGACAGCGUGGAGGGAAAUGGAAUCCUCAUGUGCUCCAUUGACAACCUUCCUGCUCAGCUCCCCAUCGAAGCCACUGAAUACUUCGGAGACCGACUCUUCCCGUACAUCUGGGAAAUGCUGCCCUCAGAUGCCACACGACCACUGGAAGAAGAGGAAUUUAGCCCGCAAGUCAGAGACGCUGUCAUCACCUCUAACGGAGUUCUGACCCCAAAGUUUGAGUAUAUAGAAAAACUUCGAGAAAGAAGGGAGAAGGCUCAGAUCAUGAAGAAGACGGGCAUGAAGCGAGUCCUGCUGCUGGGCUCAGGAUACGUCUCCGGACCUGUUGUGGAGUAUCUGACCCGUGAUGAGAGGACCCAGGUCACUGUUGCAUCAGUGCUGCUAAAGCAGGCAGAGGAGCUGGCAGCCAAAUAUCCCCACACCAUCCCCGUCACGCUGGAUGCCAGCAGCCACGAGGGACACCUGGACUCUCUGGUCAAAGACCAUGACCUGGUCAUCAGCAUGCUGCCUUAUUCAUUCCACCCACUUAUUGCCAAACACUGCAUCAAAAGGAAGGUAAACAUGGUGACAGCAAGUUACCUGAGUCCUGCCAUGAAGGAGCUGCAGAGCAGUGCUGAGGAAGCAGGCAUCACGAUUGUGAAUGAAAUGGGACUGGACCCGGGCAUUGAUCACAUGCUGGCUAUGGAGUGUAUUGAUCAGGCCAAAGCUGAUGGCUGCACCGUGGAGUCCUACAGCUCGUUCUGUGGUGGGCUUCCAGCCCCCGAUUGUUCAGACAACCCUCUUCGCUACAAAUUCAGCUGGAGUCCUUACGGCGUCCUCCUCAACACCAUCAGUCCUGCCAUCUUCCUCAGAGACAACCAAGUGGUGAGUAUCCCAGCUGGUGGAUCUCUGAUGGACUCCACCACACCGAUGGAUUUCCUCCCAGGGUUCAACCUGGAGGGAUUUCCCAACCGCGACAGCACCAAGUACGCUGAGCCGUACGGCAUUCAGACCGCACACACACUCGUCCGAGGAACACUGCGCUUCAAGGGCUUCUCAGCGGCCAUGAGUGGUUUCGUUAAAAUGGGUCUGAUCAAUACGGAACCCUGUCCCAUCCUGCAGAACACUUCAGCUUCCAUUUCCUGGAAAGAACUCCUCUGUCAACAGAUGAGCUUGUCUUCAUCCAUCUCCAAAGAAGCUUUUGAAGAAGCCGUAUAUGAACGUGUUGGACGGGAUCAGUUCAGGAUGGACACCCUGAGAUGGUUUGAGAUGCUGACUGAUAAACCAGUGCCUCAUGCAGACACCAUUCUGGCUGCUCUGGCAAAGCAUCUGGAAGCCAAACUCUCUUUUGAUAAGGACGAGCGAGAUAUGAUAAUCAUGAGAAACGAUGUUGGGAUUCGACAUCCAGCUGGUGAGCUUGAGACCAAACACAUCAGCCUGGUGGUGUACGGUGACCCCAAAGGAUUCUCCGCCAUGGCCAAAACUGUAGGAUACCCAGCAGCCAUUGCUGCUCGCAUGGUCCUUGAUGGUGAAAUCAGUACCAAGGGUUUGGUGGUUCCCAUGACGAAGGAGAUCUAUGGGCCAGCGCUAGCCCGGCUUAAGAAAGAGGGACUGCACAUUGUAACGAAGAGCACCUUGCAGGAGUAGAGCCUUUACUGAAGAGAUAAGAUGGAGUCAAUAAUGGAUCUAAAACUCAGAUAUUGGGUCAAAUCUAAAAUCCACACACAGCUCACAGCACUUUCACCAACUUUAUUCCAAAUAUUUCAACACACUUUCUGAAGAAAGUCUGGAUUUGAGAUGAAUUUGUUUUGGGUUUUUUAUGAGACUAAAAAGUUUGACAUUUAUAUAAAAGUGAAAGGUGUAAAAGGAAGAACUGAAAUGUUUUAAAACAGAUCAAAUAUGUGGACCUCCACAGAUUUAUUGGGUUAAAAUGAACUUUAUGCUUUGCAGCUGUUUUGAAGUUAGAUUUGGUUACACACCAAAUGUACAAAUACACUAAUUGACAGAACUGAUAACCCAUCAAGUAGUGUUGUCAGAUUAAAACAAAACACUUUCCCAGCAGAGAUGUUCAUGCUACUAAAAUCUGAUUUACCUGCAACACAGCAUCUGUUACAAACUGCCGCCGGGCGUUACCUUGUCAGAUUUGUUGGUUUAUACUUUCAGUCUGAGACUACAGAUGUUUUCAAACUCUGGAAUAUAAUGGACUCCCAACAUAUCUGUUUCCAACUGGAACACUGCUGGCAGAACACCCUGGAGUGUAAACGGUUGCUCUUUCAUCCAUACCUGCAUCACCAGCAUCUCAUCCUGUCAGUCAGUGGAGGAAACUAUAGCUGCUGUUAGCUUACGUAGCGGAACAAUAACGUCAGUGAUGCCACACAUGUUAAUUCUCCCCUACAAGCUGAAUCAGUCCUUAUUGGUAACAACAGUUUGACCUGCUCUUAUGAGAUGAGGCGUACCUGAACGCAUCACCUGGAACAUCAGCUAAGGUUAUUUAUCUCAUGAAUGCCAUGUAAAUAUCAAACCCUGUAAACCCCUUGUGUUUGAUAAAGUCCACGUACUCUGAUUUAAGGUGAGAAGAAAUUACAAUAACUCACGAUAUGCAGAUACAGAAAUCUGAGCUGAGCCGUGGAGAGAUAUAUAUUGUCUGCAAACAGAGCGGUAUUUAUUUUUCUUUAAACGGUUGGAAUAGAGAAAAAAUUAUUGACUUUGACUACAAGUAUAUUUUUUCACAAAUAUAUCUAUAUCCAGUUCCAGUAUGACGUGUUGGGACUUCUUAUGUACAUACAUGCGUGGUCCUGCACAGGGUU
This is a messenger RNA of Melanotaenia boesemani (Boeseman's rainbowfish), 4106 nucleotides long. It is a transcript of the gene aass, whose product is annotated as aminoadipate-semialdehyde synthase. The transcript has 24 exons. Gene Ontology annotation, cellular component: cytoplasm. Lineage: Eukaryota; Metazoa; Chordata; Actinopteri; Atheriniformes; Melanotaeniidae. Gene Ontology annotation, molecular function: saccharopine dehydrogenase activity. The record is from RefSeq and is a predicted model, not a curated record. Bases 154 to 2946 code for a protein of 930 amino acids.